This is a messenger RNA of Monodelphis domestica (gray short-tailed opossum), 1785 nucleotides long. NCBI's taxonomy places the organism in Eukaryota, Metazoa, Chordata, Mammalia, Didelphimorphia, Didelphidae. The record is from RefSeq and is a predicted model, not a curated record.
CUCACCAUCGGAGACGCGAAUGGCGAGAUCCAGAGACACACAGAGCAGCAGGCACUGCGCCUCGAGGUCCCCACUGGGCAGGACACCGCCUGCAUCGCCCUCUACAGCCAUGAAGAUGUUUGUGUGUUUAAGUGCUCCAUGUCCAGAAUGCAGCCGAGUUGGAAAGCAGUCCUUCAUCAUCAUCCCGGGAUGUAACAGCGUCCUUAUACAAUUUGCCACACCUAAUGAUUUCUGUUCAUUAUACAAUAUUCUGAAAACCUGUCGAGGUCACAACUUAGAGCACUCUGUCUUCAGUGAGCAGACAGAAGAAUCCUCUGCUGUGCAGUACUUCCAGUUCUAUGGCUACCUGUCACAGCAACAGAAUAUGAUGCAAGAUUAUGUACGAACAGGCACGUAUCAAAGGGCAAUCCUGCAGAACCAUAGUGAUUUUAAAGACAAGAUUGUCUUAGAUGUGAGUUGUGGCUUGGGGAUCCUGUCUUUUUUUGCUGCUCAGGCAGGAGCAAGAAAAGUCUAUGCAGUGGAAGCAAGCAUCAUGGCUCAGCAUGCUGAGGUUUUAGUAAAGAGUAACAACCUCACAGACCGAAUUGUGGUCAUUCCUGGAAAGGUGGAGGAAAUCUCACUUCCCGAGCAGGUGGACAUAAUUAUUUCAGAGCCAAUGGGCUACAUGCUUUUCAAUGAAUGUAUGUUGGAGAGCUACCUCCAUGCCAAGAAGUUUAAGCCUAGUGGGAAUAUGUUUCCAACUAUUGGGGAUGUACAUCUCGCACCAUUUACAGAUGAGCAGCUCUACACGGAACAGUUUACCAAGGCCAAUUUUUGGUAUCAGUCAUCUUUUCAUGGAGUUGAGUCAACACUUAGAAGAGCAGCAGUAGACGAGUAUUUCAGACAGCCUGUCGUGGACACCUUUGAUAUCAGGAUUUUAAUGGCUAAGUCAGUAAAAUAUACGGUGAAUUUAGAAGCCAAAGAAGGUGAUUUGCACAGGAUAGAAAUCCCAUUCAAGUUCCACAUGCUGCACUCAGGACUUGUCCAUGGUUUGGCUUUCUGGUUUGAUGUAGCCUUCAUUGGUUCAAUAAUGACAGUGUGGCUAUCCACAGCACCCACAGAGCCUCGGACUCACUGGUACCAAGUUCGGUGUUUGUUUCAGUCUCCACUUUUUGCAAAGGCUGGGGACACGCUCUCAGGGACAUGUCUGCUCAUUGCAAAUAAGAGACAAAGCUAUGACAUCAGUAUUGUUGCCCAGGUGGAUCAGACGGGUUCUAAAUCCAGUAACCUCCUGGACCUGAAAAACCCUUUCUUUAGAUAUACAGGUACGACGCCAUCUCCUCCUCCUGGCUCCCACUAUACGUCUCCCUCUGAAAACAUGUGGAACACAGGCAGUGCCUACAAUCUGAGCAGUGGGAUGGCUGUGGCUGGGAUGCCAAUGGCCUACGACCUGAGCAGUGUUAUUGCUAGCGGGACCAGCGUCAGCCACAACAACCUUAUCCCUUUAGGAUCCUCCAGUGGCCAGAGUGGAGGUGGCUCCAGCACUCACUACCCAGUCAACAGCCAGUUUACUAUGGGGGGCCCCGCCAUCUCCAUGGCCUCCCCUAUGUCUAUCACCACCAACACAAUGCAUUAUGGGAGCUAAAAGUCCACCUCUGAUCUGAACUGACCACACCAGGAAAUCAAAUGAAGAUUUCCCCUUCCUCCCACCUUGGUGGACUGUGCCCUCUCCCUAACCCCUGCCCUAAUAGGGCAGUUUUUACCCUUGUACCAUAGAAACAAACACCCAGUCAGCUCCUUCUUUGA